Messenger RNA from Toxorhynchites rutilus septentrionalis, 1505 nucleotides. It is a transcript of the gene Rab19, whose product is annotated as ras-related protein Rab-43. The transcript is spliced from 4 exons. Gene Ontology annotation, molecular function: GTP binding; GTPase activity. Gene Ontology annotation, cellular component: trans-Golgi network. The coding region runs from base 262 to 921 and encodes 219 amino acids. The record is from RefSeq and is a predicted model, not a curated record. NCBI's taxonomy places the organism in Eukaryota, Metazoa, Arthropoda, Insecta, Diptera, Culicidae.
ACAUAAAAAUACAUUAGAUGAGCACUUCUCUGUCAGCAUAGUUCGUGUCAGUAUUUCAAUUCUAAAAGAAAACAACAGAUGUUGUGCAAGUUAGACAGAAAAGAGUUGCAAAUCGAACAUAUAUCAUGGCAAUUUGCUAAGGACAAGUGUUGAUCGUUUCUGAAACCCUGGAUCGGAACGCCUGCUUUACGCGCAGAGCAUUGGAAACGGAGCAGGAACUCAAAACAUUAGGCAAUAGGACAUUAAUGACACCUGACUAAGAUGUCUGUCCGUAAUCCAACAACGUUGAUGUCCAUCAGUAAUGAAGAAAGCUUCGAUUUUUUGUUCAAAAUCGUUCUGAUUGGAGACUGUGGAACAGGGAAAACUUGCAUUGUACAGCGCUUUAAAUCAGGAAAUUUCAUCGAGAGCCAUGGCAACACAAUCGGAGUGGAUUUCUCGAUGAAGGCAGUAACAGUGGAUGGCAAAAAAGUUAAGCUUCAAAUUUGGGACACGGCUGGCCAAGAACGUUUUCGGACAAUCACACAAAGCUACUACCGAUCCGCGAAUGGGGUUAUUAUAGUAUACGAUAUCACUAAACGUUCCUCCUUUUUGAAUUUACAACGAUGGAUUGACGAGGUGCGUCGAUAUACGGCGUCCAACGUGAUGAUAUUCGUCAUCGGGAACAAGUGCGAUUUGGACGCGAUACGAGAAGUGGAGUUUGCUGAAGCGCAAACGAUGUGCCAAUAUAUACCAGAGAUUAUGUUCGUUACAGAAACUUCGGCAAAAGAUAACAGAAAUAUCGAGGAUGCCUUCAUGACUCUAGCCACAGAGCUAAAGAGACGACAUGAUAACAUCGCAUCAGAAGACGAUACCGAUGGUAUCACACUGGGGCAUAGCAUGACCCUCUCAGUUAGUAAUUGUAGCUUGUGUAGCAGAACGUGAAUAGCUCCUAUAAUUAUACAAUUCAAGUUAGUUAUUGAGUCUCUUAGUGUUAGUGGAAUAUUGGUACGGAAGAUAUAAGUGUAUAUAGUUUUUUUGUAUGAUAAUAUGUAUUGAUUAAAAUACGAACUUAAGAAACGAUAUAAUUUUCUUAGUACAUCAAUGAAUAUCGUGUGUCCUCGUGAUCGUUAUUUCGGUUAAUGAUGUAAAAAAUGGAGGAAUGUGCUGAAAUUAUCGUUUGAUAGAUGAUGCGUCUUACGUUAUGCAAUAGCUUAAUAUUUAAAUGAUAUUAUUUCUGUCAUUGUGAUAUGGAGUGCUGAUAUCUGGUGGAAUGAGAGGCAAAAAUGGUUAUUUUACACUAUAGGUUGUUUUUUGAAUACCCAGAACCAUCAUACGAAUUUGUUAACGUUGUCCAACACUAUGUAGCGUUUAUAUUCAUAUUUCUAUCAAGGUCAUUUUCGGUAUCACCCCCCUUUUGUAUGGAGUCAAUGUCUAAACUCAAUCAUCCGUAAACUAAAUUGUUACUCAAAAUUUUAACCGUUUUAGAGUAAAAAAAAUAAAUAAAUCUACCUUGUCUAAACUUUUUA